AUGCAUUGCAUUAAUCCACGCCGUGUGCACUCUACUGCAGGGCAUCGUAUUGUCUCCCUCAAUCAGCUAUCGAUGCCAUCGAAUGGUGGCCUCUCCAUCGGUGCAGCAUCUACCACAACAGGCAGUGGGAGAAGGUCCGGUGGUGCACGUCGCAACACAACAGCGCUGAACGGUCCUGAAGCUGAGGCGGCGAUUCUGACUGCUGCUGGAGCGGUGUUUCCAACUUCCGAUGGUGUUGCGUUUCCGCCUUCCGAUGGUGUUGCGUUUCCGCCUUCCGAUGGUGCUGCGUUUCCGCCUUCUGAUGGUGCUGCGUUUCCGUCUUCCGAUGGUGCUGCGUUUCCGCCUUCUAAUGGUGUUGCGUUUCCGCCUUCUGCUAGACAAGAGUUUCCGCUCGAGGCUAGAGCCACGCUCGCGUUUGCGGAUGGAGGCGCAAACCAGCCUGGUGCUGGAGCAGCGUCUCCGUCUGCUGCUGGAGUCGCGUUCCUUACUGAGGCUGGAGCCCCAUUCCAGCCCGCUGCUGGUCAGGAGUUUCCGCCCGCGGCUGGAGGCACAUUCGAGUCUGAUGCUGAUGCAUUCGAUGCUCUUCUUGAUGAGGAGGACGAGUGUGGUGGUUAUAACCAGCAAGUGGACCUCGAGGCGCAGCCAGAGAAAGAACCCGUCAUCCCCGAACCUGGUGCGGAAGCAAACGGAGGGUUGUCAGGUGGGGCCGGUGCGGCUAACGGAGGGCCGUCAGGUGGUGAUGGUGCGGCUAACGGAGGGCCGUCAGGUGGUGCUGGUGCGGCUAACUUUGGGCGGUCCGUUGGUGCUGGUGCGGCUAACGGAGUGCAAUUUGGGACGGCUGGUGUGGAUAACGGAGGGCCGUCAGUUGAUGCUGGUGUGGCUAACGGAGGGCCGUCAAUUGGUGCUGGUGUGGCUAACGGAGGGCCAUCAGUUGGUGCUGGUGCGGCUAACUUCGGGCCGUCCGCUGGUGCUGGUGCGGCUAACGGAGGGCGUCUUGGGGCGGCUGGUGUGGCUAACGGAGGGCCGUCAGGUGGUGCUGGUGCGGCUAACGGAGGGCGUUUUGGGGCGGCUGGUGCGGCUAACGGCGGGCGUCGUGGGGCGGCUAUGGGAAACUCAGACAACUACGAGCGUCCCAUGGUUUUGGUCGAGCCAAAUCGCCCUGCUAUCAUCGACGCUGUCAACAAUGCGUACUCGAAUGGAGCCACGCUCGACUUGCAUCAACUAACUCGAAUGCAACGGACGUGGUCGCACCGAUAUGCAAUGGCAUUGGCCUCUGUUCCGGCGAAGCACAACGGGUUCACGGUAGGCCACGGUUUCCUCAUUGUCCCGUACAAAGCCUUCCUCUUCUCAUACCAGGCGAUCUCUCCUCCCUUGGCAUGCGCGCUCAGUCCACCCAUACCCCCAAGGCCCACCUUACCCUCCUCCCGUGGCUUUGAGGCGUGCUCGGUCCACCUGUUCCAACCAGACAUGCCUUACCCUCCUCCCGGGCCUGUGAGAUGCAGUGCACUCAAACCCUCUGACUAA
Messenger RNA from Closterium sp. NIES-65, 1524 nucleotides. The record is from the annotation of a GenBank genome assembly. Lineage: Eukaryota; Viridiplantae; Streptophyta; Zygnematophyceae; Desmidiales; Closteriaceae.